This is a messenger RNA of Protopolystoma xenopodis, 309 nucleotides long. Lineage: Eukaryota; Metazoa; Platyhelminthes; Monogenea; Polystomatidea; Polystomatidae. The record is from the annotation of a GenBank genome assembly.
AUGUCUCGUGAGCUGCGUCAACCUGAACGUCGUAUCAAAGCCAAACGGCUGAAGUACAACAAGCUUCGCUCGUCGUCUUCUGGUGACAUCAACCUACCAAUCUCUUCUUCAUGCACUUUCCUAUCAAAUGCAGGAGAUUCAUCAAAUCUACACAACAAGCUUUCUCACCAGAUUUCUCCUAUCGCACACUCACUACUCAUUAUCCCCAUUCACGCCGAUUUUCCACAAUCAUCUUCUAACCAGCCCAGACUCCACAUCUUCGUCAGAGCUGAGUUGUAUUUUAAAGCACUACUUAUAAGUCUACUUUAA